Aaosphaeria arxii CBS 175.79 is the source of this 1230-nucleotide messenger RNA. RefSeq names its product DUF383-domain-containing protein. The coding region runs from base 22 to 1185 and encodes 387 amino acids. Lineage: Eukaryota; Fungi; Ascomycota; Dothideomycetes; Pleosporales. The record is from RefSeq and is a predicted model, not a curated record. The transcript has 5 exons.
CAAGACAUACACAAGUACACCAUGCCUACAGAAUUAGAAGAGCUCGUGGAGUUCCUGCAUCACGGAAAUACGCAGAUUCGACAAGCCGCUGCGGAACAUCUCGUUGGAUACUCCCAAGCGGACCUUCCUUUAUUCAAACGAAACCAAUUGGAGCCCGUCAAAGACCUGAAGCUUCUCGUCAAGGACUAUGCUCCGAUCGCCAAGAAUGCAUUCACCAUCCUCAUAAACAUAUCGCAAGAUGCGGAGGUCCUGAAAUCCCUCGCGGGGGAUGACGCCUUCUUGGAACUACUCUUGUCUCGGAUAACAAACAAAAAGGAACCCAAUGCGAAUGAAAUCGCAAUGCUUCUCGCCAACAUGGCGAAGGACGACUCAUUACAAAGAGUUCUGGAAUUAAAGCGAGAUGUUCCCAAAGAGUUGUCCACCUCGAAAUGGGCGAUGGAUCAGCUUCUUGAUUGUUUUGUCAAGGGUGCAGAAGGCGCAUACAACGAGAAGGCCGACUUCAAUUACCUGUCGUACUUUUUCGCUGACCUCGCAAAAUUCUCGCAAGGACGCAUAUACCUCACAAGCCCACAAGCCCACGACUCUGACAUUAUCCCGCUUACCAAACUUCAAGUCUUCACCGAUCAUCCCUCACAUAUCCGUCGCCUCGGCGUUGCGUCCACAAUCAAAAACGCAGCCUUCCACACGGCCUCGCACCCUACACUGUUAUCGAACCUCUCCCCGGACCCGGCUCUGCCCACGCCAUCCGUAGGCGCGAACCUCCUCCCUUACAUAAUUCUUCCCCUCAUGGGCCCGGAGGAAUACUCCGACGAGGAUACAGACGGCAUGCUUGAUGAAUGCCAACUAUUGGAGCCAGACAAGGAGCGUGAGAAGGAUGUUGAGAUUAUGAAGACACACUUGGAGACUCUUCUGCUGCUCAGCACGACAAGAGAAGGCCGCGACGUGCUCCGAAAGGUCAAGGUAUAUCCCAUUGUUCGUGAGUGCCACUUACAGGUAGAUAAUGAGGGUGUGCGAGAGGCUUGUGAUAGACUAGUGCAGGUCAUCAUGAGAAAGGAAGAAGGCGAGGAGGAAGAUGAAAUCCCGAAUGCUGAGCAAAUGGGUGGCGGUGGUGCUGGGAAGUUGUUGGAGUUCAAAAAUGAUCACGAGGAUGAGGACGAAGACGAAAAGAUUAUCGAUAUUCUAUAGAAAUUCAUAGACCUGGCCCUGUCCGUCAUAAAGACAUUACUAUAU